Acanthosepion pharaonis is the source of this 1770-nucleotide messenger RNA. NCBI's taxonomy places the organism in Eukaryota, Metazoa, Mollusca, Cephalopoda, Sepiida, Sepiidae. The record is from the annotation of a GenBank genome assembly.
AUGGCUGAUUUUUUAAACUUGAAACUUUAUCGGUUUUCUUUCUUUUUUCUUUCUUGUUUUUCUUUCUUUCUUUCUUUCUUUCUUUUCUUUCUUUCUUUCUUUCUUUCUUUCUUUCUUUCUGUAGCUUUUUUCUUUCUGUUUAUUUCUGCUUUUGGAACAUCCAAAAAAGUCUGCUUCAUUUCAUCAACAGAAGACUUCUUUGCUUUCUAUCCCCCAUAUAUUAUUCUUUCUUUCUUUCUUUCUUUCUUUCUUUCUUUCUUUCUUUCUUUUCUUUCUUUCUCUCUCCCUUUCAUCAUUCUUUCUUUCUUUCUUUCUUUCUUUCUUUCUCUUUCUAUUUCCUCUAUCCCUCUUUCUUCAAUAUAUUCUGCUUUCUUUCAUCCUUUCAUUCGUUUAUAUUUUUUAAUCUUUUCCUCCUCUAUAUUCUUUCUUUCUUUCUCAUUUUAUUUACUUUCUUCAAUAUAUUCUUUCUUUCUUUCUUUCUCAUUUUAUUUACUUUCUUCAAUAUAUUCUUUCUUUCUUUCUUUCUUUCUUUCUCAUUUUAUUUACUUUCUUCAAUAUAUUCUUUCUUUCUUUCUUUCUUUCUCAUUUUAUUUACUUUCUUCAAUAUAUUCUUUCUUUCUUUCUCAUUUUAUUUACUUUCCUCAAUAUAUUCUUUCUUUCUUUCUUUCUUUCUUUCUCAUUUUAUUUACUUUCUUCAAUAUAUUCUUUCUUUCUUUUUCUAUUGCCUUUAUUACUCUUUUCCAACAUAUUCUUUCUUUCUUGCUUUUUUCCUUUAAUUUCCUCUCUCCCGCUUUCUUCAUCCCCAAAUUUUUUCAUCUUUUACUUCUUCUGAAUGUUCUUUCUUUCUUUCUCAUUCUAUUUCUUCUCUUUCACUUUCUUCAAUAUAUUCUUUCUUUCUCUCUCUCUUUCUUUCUUUCUUUCUUUCGUUUAGUCUCCAUAUUUUUUUUUCAUCUAUUUUCUUCUUCUCUCUAUUCUUUCUUUCUCUUUCCGUUUCCUUUCUUCCACUUUCUUCAAUAUAUUCUUUUUUCUUUCUUUCUCUCUCUCUUUCUUUCUUUCUUUCUUUCUUUCUUUCGUUUAGUCCCCAUAUUUUUUUCAUCUUUUACUUCUUCUGAAUGUUUUUUCUUUCUUUCUCCUUCUAUUUCUUCUCUUUCACUUCAACGUUUUCUUUCUUUCUUUCUUUCUUUCUUUCUUUCUUUCUUUCUUUCUUUCAUCUCAACUGCUAUCCCGCUUUUAUUUCCUUUCCUUCCCUUUCUUUUCUUCUCCAUUGUCCUUUUCCUUCAGUUUAUUCCUUCUGCUAAUCUGUUCCUUUUUCUUUUUCAUCCCCCGCCCGCACUACUCCCCACCCCCAUUCGCCUCUUUAUUUUAUUUACUUUUCUGAGACAUCCUCGAAAUUAUUUCUCACACUUUAUCUAUAAACUAUCACGCUCAUUUCUCUCCUGUCCCCCUCUCACUGUAUCUAUCUCUCUCUCUCUCUCUCUCUGUUUUUCUUUCUUUUCUUCUUCUGUCCAGUACCUUUCUUUCUCUUUACUAACCAAGCUUACCUAUGGUAAUUGCGUUUUCUCUUCCGGCGUUUCGAACCCAGGCAAUAGCAACGAGUUUGCAAUCACAGUUUCCUUUAUUAAGGAAAACAGACUCCCACUAAGUAAGAAGCUUCAGCGGCGGCGGCGCCCACUACUCUCUCCUUCCUUCCAUCCGUACACUUGUUAUAUAAGCAAAGCCUCCACUUUAUACUUAGCUGCCUUUCUACAAACAAAGCCCAAACAGUUCUAA